AGGCUAAACAGUAACCAGCUACACCUUCUUUCUUCUGCCAUCAGAGAGUACCCCUCGUGCUUGUGGUGAAACGUAUUUCUUGCAAGUCAGUAUCCGAAUCACUCCAACCGGCUAUCCUAAAAAUGGUAUCACUCAACCCUACUAGAAUCUUGAAGCAUGAGGCUGAAGAAGAAAAAGCUGAAAUUGCCCGCUUAUCCAGUUUUGUUGGUGCCAUUGCAAUUGGUGAAUUGGUCAAGAGCACCCUAGGACCCAAAGGCAUGGACAAAAUCCUUGUUGGUUGUGGACGCAAUGAAGGACAAGUUGAAGUAACAAAUGAUGGUGCCACAAUUUUGAGAGCAGUUGGAGUGGACAAUCCUGCAGCUAAAGUCCUUGUCGACAUGUCCAAGACUCAGGAUGAUGAAGUUGGUGAUGGCACAACAUCUGUCACUGUCCUGGCUUCUGAGCUUUUGCGUGAAGCAGAGAAACUCAUUGAGAUGAAGUUCCACCCACAGACCAUUAUUGCUGGAUGGCGCAAAGCCUCCCAGGCUGCUAAAGAAGCUCUUACCAAUGCAGCUAUUGAUAAUGGAAAAGACGAAGUUAAAUUUCGCGAAGAUUUGAUGAACAUUGCGAGGACCACUUUGAGCUCGAAAAUUCUUUCUCAGCACAAAGAGUUCUUUGCCAAGAUUGCUGUUGAUUCCGUCCUACGUUUGAAAGGAUCCGGAAACCUCCAAGCUAUUCAGAUCAUCAAGAAACAAGGAGGUACCCUCACAGAUUCGUUUUUGGACACUGGGUUCCUUCUAGACAAGAAACCCGGAGUCAAUCAACCCAAGAGGGUUGAAAACGCUCGCAUCCUCAUCGCUAAUACGCCCAUGGACACUGACAAGAUCAAGGUUUUUGGCUCUCGCAUCCGCGUCGAUUCCGUUGCUAAAGUUGCCGAACUAGAGCUUGCGGAAAAAGAGAAAAUGAAGGAGAAAAUUGACCUAAUUUUGAAACAUAAUUGCAACGUCUUUGUUAACAGGCAGUUGAUUUACAACUAUCCUGAACAGUUGUUUGCUGAUGCUGGUGUAAUGGCUGUAGAGCAUGCCGAUUUUGAUGGUAUCGAGCGUCUCGCCUUGGUUACUGGAGGAGAAAUCGUGUCUACCUUCGGUCAUCCCGAACUUGUCAAACUUGGUCGCUGUGAUCUCAUCGAGGAGAUCAUGAUCGGAGAAGACAAGCUGUUGCGUUUCUCAGGUGUUCCAUUGGGUGAAGCCUGCACCCUUGUAUUACGUGGUGCAACUCAGCAAAUUCUUGACGAAGCAGAACGUUCAAUUCAUGAUGCUUUGUGUGUUCUCGCGUCAACGGUCAAAGAGACACGUACUGUCUAUGGUGGAGGUUGCAGUGAAGUACUUAUGGCUAUGGCAGUGUAUGCUUUGGCUGCCAAGACUCCGGGUAAAGAAUCGAUGGCGAUGGAGGCUUUCGCCCGCGCCCUUCUUCAGUUGCCCAUCGUAAUUGCUGAUAAUGCGGGUUAUGACUCAGCCCAGCUAGUGUCCGAGCUCCGAGCUGCACAUGCACAGGGCAAAUCUACAUACGGGCUAAAUAUGGACCUCGGAAAAGCUGAUUGCAUGCAGCAGUUAGGCAUAACCGAGUCGUUUGUUGUUAAGCGACAAGUUCUAGUAUCAGCAGCCGAAGCUGCCGAAAUGAUUGUUCGUGUUGAUGAUAUCAUAAAGGCAGCACCUCGCCGUCGUGAACAAGAUAGGAGUCAUUGUUAAAGUUACUCCGUCGAUGCACAGCUUACGCUCUAAUCUGAAUUCGCAUCCAGUUUUUUGUGCCCAAAAGUGGUCCUCACUGAUUUGCUUGAUCCCGCUCUGUUUGCUUCGUCCUCCUGUACUGGUCCUAAUAUCUGCUACAGCUGAUACACUGAACAAUUGCUUAGUAAAA
Molecule: messenger RNA, 1896 nt
Organism: Daphnia carinata
Lineage: Eukaryota; Metazoa; Arthropoda; Branchiopoda; Diplostraca; Daphniidae
Gene: CCT2
Product: T-complex protein 1 subunit beta-like
Exons: 9
Coding region: 123-1727 (534 amino acids)
Biological process (GO): protein folding
Cellular component (GO): cytosol; chaperonin-containing T-complex
Molecular function (GO): ATP hydrolysis activity; ATP binding; ATP-dependent protein folding chaperone
Source: RefSeq, a predicted model, not a curated record